Parasteatoda tepidariorum (common house spider) is the source of this 2488-nucleotide messenger RNA. RefSeq names its product dnaJ homolog subfamily A member 2. Gene Ontology annotation, biological process: protein folding; response to heat. NCBI's taxonomy places the organism in Eukaryota, Metazoa, Arthropoda, Arachnida, Araneae, Theridiidae. The record is from RefSeq and is a predicted model, not a curated record. Gene Ontology annotation, molecular function: Hsp70 protein binding; ATP binding.
UAGAUCGCUGUACUUUUGCAAUUGUAACUUGGUCCUAUAUUGUAUUUCUUUGUUUCGAACAACUCUACUUCACUCCUUUGAAAACAGCGACUAGCAUUUUCGCUAGUACUCCAAGUUUCUAGAAAAUUAUUAAGUUGAAUCAUUGUUUAAAAUAACGCCAUGGCUGAUUCUAAGUUAUACGAUUUAUUAGGAGUUUCAAGACAUGCAACUGAUACAGAAAUUAAAAAGUCUUACCGUAAACUAGCUAAGGAAUAUCAUCCAGAUAAGAAUCCCACUGAAGGAGAAAAGUUCAAAGAAAUCUCGUUUGCCUAUGAAGUAUUAUCGGAUCCCAAGAAAAGAGAAAUCUAUGAUCGACAAGGAAUUCAAGGAUUACAAGGUGGUUCAGAUGGUGGAAUGUCUGCUGAUGACCUGUUCAGUCAUUUGUUUGGAGGAGGUCUAUUUGGUAUGGGGGGUAUGGGAGGAAGCAGGCGACGCAAACAUGGAGAGGACACUGUUUAUCCUUUAAAGGUAACAUUAGAGGAUCUCUACAACGGGAAAACAUCCAAAUUAAACCUCAAUAAAACUGUUAUCUGUAAAGCUUGUGAUGGAUUGGGUGGAAGACCAGGUGCAGUUAAUAAAUGUACAGCUUGUCAUGGACGUGGUAUCAAAGUGACUUAUCGUCAGUUAGGGCCUGGUAUGGUACAGCAUAUGCAGUCAGCUUGCUCUGAUUGUAAUGGUGAAGGAGAAGUAUUAAAUGAAAGAGACCGAUGUAAAGUGUGCAAAGGAAAGAAAAUAGUUCAGGAGACAAAACGUCUCGAAGUGCACGUUGACAAGGGUAUGCAAGACGGACAGAAAAUAUACUUUAGAGGAGAUGGCAAUCAAAUGCCUGGGGUUGAACCUGGAGAUGUCAUUAUAGUUCUUCAGCAGUUGCCUCACACUUUGUUUGAAAGGUCUGGCCAUGAUUUAUUUAUGCCUUACACGCUAACUCUCGUUGAAGCUUUAUGUGGAUUUUCCAUGGUUAUAAAACAUCUGGAUGGAAGAGACAUUGUGGUUCGUCAUGCUCCUGCUGAAGUAAUCGAACCAGGUAGUGUCAAAGGAGUGGUGAAUGAAGGAAUGCCUAUCUACAGAAAUCCAUUCGAAAAAGGAAACCUUUACAUAAAGUUUUCUGUUACUUUUCCUGAUAAUCAUUUUGCUGAUAUUUCCAAAAUCAAGGCCCUUGAGCUUCUCUUACCUCCAAGACCUCCUUUUGAAAUGCCUACUGGCGAUAAUGUUGAAGAAGCUGACUUACACGACUAUGACCCUGACGCCCAUAGAGGGGCUGGCAGCAGUCGCUCUGAAGCUUACGAUUCAGAUGACGAGGACAGACAUCGUGGCCCUGGUGUUCAGUGUGCACAUCAAUAAAUCUGAAGUUUUAGUUUGAAAUUAUACCUUAUGAGGAGAAAACAGACUUUUAUCUUCUGGGAUUAUUAUAUCGUAGACUGUGAAGAAACGGAUAAUUUAUGUGCAUCGUCCAUUAUAUUUAUACUCUCAUUUUCCAAAUUUUUCAAGGCAUGCACACAACACGCUUGUCGUGUGGGAAAUAUAUUCUGUAUAAUAGUAUUGUACCUAUCUAUAUAUAAUGUACUAUUUCUUCUCGACACAAAAAAAGGAACCUUUUUUUUUUUAUUGGAAAGUUAGCUGUAUAGUGUGCUAUGUCCUGUGAUAGCAGUCUCUAUGUUAUGUAUAGCCUUAUUUCACCUUUUUUUUCUUCCUUUGUUGUGUUGAAUUAAAGGCCUUUUGUUAUAAUCAGGUCUAUUUAUUUUAAUUACUUUGUUUCAUUUAUUUCAUAUGUAGGUUAUUGGCUAUUUAAAAACUGAAAUAUUAAGUGCUGAAUGAAGUGAAUUUGCAUUUGUACAUACUAUGUUAAUUUAUUCACUGUGUGUGGGGUAUAAUUAAUCUUAUGUUUAUUAUAGACUGUAAAAUUAAAAAUAUGGAGAUAAAUUUUUAAUUUCUUCCUCUUUUUCGAAAGUAUAAAUAUAUUUAGGAUUGACAAUCUGAAAGCUUCAUUCAAAUAAAUCAUGCGUUUUAGUGUACCUAUGAAAGAAGUCAUAUGCUGUUAUUAUAGAAUAUGAUUAAUCAUAACCUGAUUGCCUUUGUAUUUUUGAUACAGAGGCAGAAGAAUUUUUACGAGUUACUCUACUUUGGAAAACUGAUUAAAUAUUAUUAGAAAUUUAUAAUUUGGAAUUCAUCUUAAAAUAAAUACUCUGUGGACUGCUUAUUUGAUUUUAUGAAUGUUAAUGCUCUAAAUGUAACUAAUGCCCAUUAUUUCUGGCUGUGAGUUGUACAUUACAAAGCUAACAUUAUCAUAGAUUUAAGUUUUUUAUGGAGAUAUUUCCCUUUUAAAUUGUUUUUAUAAUUAAGUCAGCUUCAUUCUAGCAUGCUUUCUUUUAGUUUGUUUAAUGUUUUUGAUAAAAGGUGUGCUUUCUCUUACAAUUAAACAGUGUUAAUUAAAAGUAUUUCUUAUCUUAAA